Plasmodium reichenowi is the source of this 2046-nucleotide messenger RNA. RefSeq names its product heat shock protein 70. NCBI's taxonomy places the organism in Eukaryota, Apicomplexa, Aconoidasida, Haemosporida, Plasmodiidae. Gene Ontology annotation, biological process: cellular response to unfolded protein; protein refolding. The coding region runs from base 1 to 2046 and encodes 681 amino acids. Gene Ontology annotation, cellular component: cytoplasm. The record is from RefSeq and is a predicted model, not a curated record. Gene Ontology annotation, molecular function: heat shock protein binding; misfolded protein binding; ATP binding. The transcript has a single exon.
AUGGCUAGUGCAAAAGGUUCAAAACCAAAUUUACCAGAAUCCAAUAUCGCCAUUGGAAUUGAUUUAGGUACGACUUAUUCUUGUGUUGGUGUAUGGAGAAAUGAAAAUGUAGAUAUUAUUGCUAAUGACCAAGGUAAUAGAACAACCCCAUCUUAUGUUGCUUUCACCGAUACCGAAAGAUUAAUUGGAGAUGCUGCUAAAAACCAAGUAGCUAGGAAUCCAGAAAAUACAGUAUUUGAUGCUAAGAGAUUAAUUGGUAGGAAAUUUACAGAAUCAUCUGUACAAAGUGAUAUGAAACAUUGGCCAUUCACUGUUAAAUCAGGUGUUGAUGAGAAACCAAUGAUUGAAGUUACUUAUCAAGGAGAAAAGAAAUUAUUCCAUCCAGAAGAGAUUUCUUCUAUGGUAUUACAAAAAAUGAAAGAAAAUGCUGAAGCAUUUUUAGGAAAAUCUAUAAAGAAUGCUGUCAUUACCGUUCCAGCUUAUUUUAACGAUUCACAAAGACAAGCUACUAAAGAUGCUGGUACAAUUGCAGGAUUAAAUGUUAUGAGAAUUAUUAAUGAACCUACUGCAGCUGCUAUUGCAUAUGGUUUACACAAAAAAGGAAAAGGUGAAAAGAACAUUUUAAUUUUCGACUUAGGAGGAGGUACAUUUGAUGUAUCUUUAUUAACUAUUGAAGAUGGUAUUUUUGAAGUAAAAGCUACUGCUGGUGAUACUCAUUUAGGUGGUGAAGAUUUCGAUAACAGAUUAGUAAAUUUCUGUGUUGAAGAUUUCAAAAGAAAAAACAGAGGUAAAGAUUUAUCAAAAAAUAGUAGAGCCUUAAGAAGAUUAAGAACACAAUGUGAAAGAGCAAAACGUACUUUAUCAUCAUCUACACAAGCUACAAUUGAAAUAGAUUCCUUAUUUGAAGGUAUUGAUUACAGUGUUACUGUAAGUAGAGCAAGAUUUGAAGAAUUAUGUAUCGACUAUUUCCGUGAUACUUUAAUUCCAGUAGAAAAAGUUUUAAAAGAUGCUAUGAUGGAUAAAAAAAGUGUACAUGAAGUUGUUUUAGUUGGUGGUUCUACAAGAAUUCCAAAAAUCCAAACUUUAAUAAAAGAAUUCUUUAAUGGUAAAGAAGCAUGCAGAUCAAUUAACCCUGAUGAAGCUGUUGCAUAUGGUGCAGCUGUACAAGCAGCUAUUUUAUCUGGUGACCAAUCAAAUGCUGUCCAAGAUUUAUUAUUAUUGGAUGUUUGCUCCUUAUCAUUAGGUUUAGAAACUGCUGGUGGUGUUAUGACCAAAUUAAUUGAAAGAAACACAACCAUACCAGCCAAAAAAAGUCAAAUCUUUACUACUUAUGCUGAUAACCAACCAGGUGUCUUAAUUCAAGUAUAUGAAGGUGAAAGAGCCUUAACCAAAGAUAACAAUUUAUUAGGAAAAUUUCACUUAGAUGGUAUUCCACCUGCACCAAGAAAGGUACCACAAAUUGAAGUUACCUUCGAUAUCGAUGCUAACGGUAUCUUAAACGUUACAGCUGUAGAAAAAUCCACUGGUAAACAAAACCAUAUUACAAUUACUAACGACAAAGGAAGAUUAUCUCAAGAUGAAAUUGAUCGUAUGGUUAAUGAUGCUGAAAAAUACAAAGCAGAAGAUGAAGAAAACAGAAAAAGAAUUGAAGCAAGAAACAGCCUUGAAAAUUACUGCUAUGGAGUUAAAAGCUCAUUAGAAGACCAAAAAAUUAAAGAAAAAUUACAACCAGCUGAAAUUGAAACUUGUAUGAAAACUAUUACAACCAUACUUGAAUGGUUAGAGAAAAACCAACUUGCUGGAAAAGAUGAAUAUGAAGCCAAACAAAAAGAAGCAGAAUCAGUUUGUGCUCCAAUUAUGUCUAAAAUCUAUCAAGAUGCUGCUGGUGCAGCCGGUGGUAUGCCAGGAGGUAUGCCCGGUGGAAUGCCAGGUGGAAUGCCAGGAGGAAUGCCAGGUGGUAUGAAUUUCCCAGGAGGUAUGCCCGGAGCAGGAAUGCCAGGAAAUGCCCCAGCUGGAAGUGGACCAACAGUUGAAGAAGUUGAUUAA